Molecule: messenger RNA, 1189 nt
Organism: Nymphaea colorata (pocket water lily)
Lineage: Eukaryota; Viridiplantae; Streptophyta; Magnoliopsida; Nymphaeales; Nymphaeaceae
Product: pathogenesis-related thaumatin-like protein 3.5
Exons: 3
Coding region: 115-999 (294 amino acids)
Biological process (GO): defense response
Cellular component (GO): extracellular region
Source: RefSeq, a predicted model, not a curated record
UCUUACCUAUGCACAAACCAUGGCUCCUUUCAAAUGUCCAAGGACCCUACAUCGCAAUGCAGACCAUUCACCAGCCCUCUGCCUGCCGGAUAGCUCGUCGCCGGUGGCAUUAUCAUGAUCAGACAUGCCGGAGCCUUUGCAUUGCUCUUCCCGGUUUUCCUUGCCAUAGCAAAGGCUUCCACAUUCACGAUUGCCAACAACUGCCCGUACACCAUAUGGCCGGGGAUCCUAGCGGGCGCCGGCUCGCCUGACAUAUCACCGACCGGGUUUCGGCUGGAAGGGGGUGCAAGUUAUACUGUUACAGCGUCACCGGCGUGGUCAGGCCGGCUCUGGGCUCGAACAGGUUGUGAUUUUGAUGGUGCAGGCAAUGGUGUGUGCCAAACUGGUGACUGCGGCGUUGGACUUGAGUGCAAGGGGCGUGGUGCGCAGCCGCCGGCGACUCUGUUUGAGGUCACCCUCGGGAAUGGUGAAGCAGAAGAUUUCUAUGAUGUUAGCCUCGUCGACGGAUAUAAUUUGCCGAUGAUUGUGGAGCCACAGGGCUUAGAUGGAGGCUGCAAUGUCACCGGCUGCACAACCAAUCUGAACUCAGGUUGUCCAAGGGAGCUGCAGGUCGUGGAUGGUGAUGUAGUCGCGUGCAAGAGUGCUUGUGGUGCAUUUGGGCUUGACCAGUACUGCUGCAGUGGAAGCUUUGCAAGCCCCACACUGUGUAGACCAUCCUACUAUUCCACCAUCUUCAAGAGCGCAUGCCCUAGAGCAUAUAGUUAUGCAUUUGACGAUGGGACAAGCACCUUCACCUGCAAGGCCGUGGCCUACACCAUCACAUUUUGCCCUACGUUUGACCGGUCAAGGAGGUCGAAUGGAGCUCUGUCCAACCAACCCCCCUCGCUUGCCAAGAAGCAGGACAAUAAUUUGGUCUCUUCGUCAAUGCGACAGACAGUCAGCAGCCACUUACUCUUGGUCGCCAUAAUAAUUUCCAUAAGCAGAUAUUUUGGCCCGUGAUCACAUAUCAAAUGUGAACAGAAGAAGUGCAGUAUACUUACUUGAAUGAAGCACAUGAUUCUUUACCAAUCUAUUCUCGACGCAUGUAUUUCGUUGCUUCUGUGCACGUACCCGUGUGCCUAACAGACUCAUUCGUGACAUGUCCUCAAGAGAAAAACCUCAGAAUAAUGUUAUAAAUUUGGAGAAAAUG